This is a messenger RNA of Mytilinidion resinicola, 881 nucleotides long. RefSeq lists its product as uncharacterized. The transcript has a single exon. The coding region runs from base 105 to 713 and encodes 202 amino acids. Lineage: Eukaryota; Fungi; Ascomycota; Dothideomycetes; Mytilinidiales; Mytilinidiaceae. The record is from RefSeq and is a predicted model, not a curated record.
CGUCGAUACUUGAUAUCAUUUCACGAAACUUGAGUCAAUUUAGUGCCAAAGAUCUCCUGUUCACCUCAGUCUGUCGCUUCAAUUCCGACGAUAUAAUAAACAAAAUGAGGCUCUCAUUUCUCGCACCCGUUCUCGCCCUCCUCCCUGCCUUCGUUACGGCCCAAUACGACGUCCCCUCUGCCCCGUUCAAGCUCGUCGUGCUCUCAGAUAGCUCAACCCUCAACGGCACCGUGCUCUAUUCAUGCCACGAGGGCGCCUCGAUCGAAGGCCUCUGCACCGGCGGCACCUCCAACCCAGCCUAUUCAACAUACACCCACAACACCUCCUCCAAUGCCGGCGAGGUCAACGAGACCCUUGGGGCCUCCGGCUACCUCAUCUGGGUCCUUCCAGGGGGUACUUUCAACGAGUCCGAGACGUUGACUCUAAACGUCAACCCGAUCUCCAAUGUCGCGCUGCCGCUCUUCUGGCCGAGUAUCGAAGACUCGACGUCGGUGGCAUUCGACAGUAACGGGUUGCUGAAUAUCCAGGGGUACUUUGACGAUCGCGUCGUUCCGAUUGUUGGCAGUACCUCGUAUGUGGCGUACUACCGCUGGUACGUGUGCACUACGUAUUACCAGGGGUAUACGUAUCAGACGCUGGCAUGGGCAUUAGGGGAGUUCCCACCGGAGAAUCCGACUUGCCAGGCGGUUAGUGUGAAGCAGGUGUUUUUGUAGAAGACUUAGGGUUACUGGGGUAGCCGAUGAUCCGGAUUACGGUUGGAAGAGGAAAAGAAGAGAUAUUGCGGACGCAAGAUGAAGAAGCCGGUUGUCUUGAAGAUUGUGCCUACAAGUCGUGCUCAAGCUUAGGAUAGCAGCUCAUAAUGUUUAAACGCUUCAUGAUUA